This is a messenger RNA of Morchella sextelata, 1434 nucleotides long. RefSeq lists its product as uncharacterized. The record is from RefSeq and is a predicted model, not a curated record. The coding region runs from base 1 to 1434 and encodes 477 amino acids. The transcript is spliced from 4 exons. Gene Ontology annotation, molecular function: aspartic-type endopeptidase activity; protein binding. Lineage: Eukaryota; Fungi; Ascomycota; Pezizomycetes; Pezizales; Morchellaceae. Gene Ontology annotation, biological process: proteolysis.
AUGUCUGUCCCCUCAACGGGGAGAGUUAGGUGGAGGAGGAGCGCUGCAACCGAUAAUGAAGCGGGGGGAGAUCUGCCUGCCUUCUGCCUGGUGCAGCUGCGCAUUACUAUCUCCUUCAUCAGUACGAAUGAAAUCGUAACGCUCGAUGUACCCGAGAGCAUCCCAGUCCAGGACUUUAAGGCUCUUAUCGCCUCCGAGCUCCCCACUGUCCCACCAAACGCCCAGCAUCUGUACCACAAUGGGCGAUUGCUGGGCGACCAAACGAGAACACUACAGCAGUACGGCGUUGUGAAUGAUGACUUAAUUGUCCUACACUCUCGAGCUCCCGGCGGCCAGCAGCAACAGCAGCAAGCCGGGGGUGUGCCUCGGAGACCACAGCAGCAGCAACCACAACAUCAGCAGCAGGGCGGUGGGCAUGACCCAGAGCUUAUUCGUCUACAGGUUCUAGGAGACCCCCGGUUGUUGGGUCAGCUUCGGGAAUCGCAGCCAGAGCUAGUGGCGGCGGUGAACGAUCCUGAGAGGUUCGCCCAAACAUUUCGGAACCUGGAACAACAAAGAGCCGAGAUGGAAAGACAGAAACAAAGAGAGAUCCAAAUGUUGAACGAGGAACCAUUCAACAUUGAGGCUCAAAGAAAGAUUGAGGAACUUAUCAGGCAGGAGGCCGUUAUGGAGAAUUUACAGAGCGCCCUAGAGCACAAUCCAGAAGCUUUCGGUCGUGUAACCAUGUUGUACAUCCCCGUUGAGGUUAAUGGAAUGAAAGUCAAGGCUUUUGUAGACUCUGGUGCACAAGCAACCAUUAUGUCGCCCUCAUGUGCUGAAAGGUGUGGAAUCAUGCGUCUUGUUGAUCAACGCUUCGCCGGUAUUGCGCGCGGUGUCGGAACAGCCAAAAUUCUUGGACGAGUUCAUUCCGCGCAAAUCAGGAUUGGAAAUCUUUUUCUUGCGUGUUCAUUUACAGUCAUGGAAGGCAAGGAUGUGGACCUUUUGCUUGGAUUGGACAUGUUAAAGAGACAUCAAGCAAUGCUAGACUUCAGGAAGGGAUGCUUGGUGAUCCAAGAUGAGCAAGUUGAGUUUCUUGGAGAGAGCGAGAUCCCAAAGAACAUCCACGAGAUGGAAGCAGAGAACGAGCCAACCGUCGAGGGACCCGGUGGCGCGAAGGUUGGUGGGCGGACUGGAGCUUUAAUUGAACCAUCGAUCCAGUCAACGCCAGCAAGAUACGGGGGUACGAGUGGAAGUGGCAGUGGAAGUGCCCAAUCAUCGGCGCAACAGCCGAUACAACCGCAACAGCUACCGCAGCAACCAGCUGCACCGCCAUGCUAUACAGCCGAGGCGGUAGAGCAAUUGGAGAAUUUAGGAUUCUCCAAGCAACAGGCAGUGGCUGCACUGAACGCUACCGGGGGUGAUGUCGACAUGGCCGCCAGUUUGUUGUUUCAGUGA